Molecule: messenger RNA, 2004 nt
Organism: Leishmania mexicana MHOM/GT/2001/U1103
Lineage: Eukaryota; Euglenozoa; Kinetoplastea; Trypanosomatida; Trypanosomatidae
Exons: 1
Coding region: 1-2004 (667 amino acids)
Source: RefSeq, a predicted model, not a curated record
AUGGAGGUGCUUGCGUUCUGGCAGCGUGCGUGCGGCGAUGUCAACCGCACCCGCGCGCUUUCCAAUUGCGGCGUGGCGGACGUGCCGCUACACUCUGUAGAGAGCACCGGGGCCUAUUCGCUGUCCCAGGAGCAGCUCUUCUGCUGCAGUGAGGACCGUAUGGAAACGGCCAGGCGCGCUCUACACAGCUUGAAUGAUCUCCUCUACACCCCUGUCGACACAAGUGCGGCGGCCGGCGCGCCCUGCGUCGGCUACCCUUGCUGGGUGCGACCGGAGCAGUACACAACAGUGGUGGCACUUGCACGAGUUUGCGAGGCCGCUGUGCCGGUGCAGCUUCCGCCGAUGCUGCGCCUGUCUAGCUGUCCAGCCACCGUGUGCCAGCAGAGUUGUAUGAGCUCGGACGAAAAAGAGACCACCACUGUCCGUAGAGGGCCUCUAUUGUGGACCCUUCCUAUCGCCUUUGCCGGUGCCUCGACCAGACAUGCAUCGGCCGCCCUGUCAGGUGCCGCCGCUUGCGCGUCAGGGGCCACUGGGUCUAAAGGAGCCGCAGCGGGAGCACAGGACAUUGGUGAGGCCACGAUUGACCUGGUUCCCUCGCCAGUCCUGCUCGCCGAUGUGCACAGACGUCUUGGGUAUCUUCGCCGAUUCCGUCAACUGCAAGUCGUGUAUCGCGAGCUUAUCCCAGCGUUCCGAACGGCGUCGACUGUUACAGAGCUGCGACAAGUCUUCUUCACGCACGACGCGGCAGCGUGCCAGCUGCUAGGCCGAAUGUGCCAAGCUUCGCGGGAUGGGGCCUACCACGAGGCGCUCGCGGCGGAUCCCUCAGGAUACGGGCUCCGUCCACCUCCGAACAAGGCUGAGUUGAAUGAAGUGCUGUCUUGCUUCCUCGGCAACCCGCUCGUUUUGGACACGCUGCUCCCAUUUGUCGGGAUCACAGCCCGGUACCCGCAGGAGGAGGCACUCCUGCAGAGCUUUGUCGCGGCCCUGAAGGACAUGACAGCUGUGGAGACGGCAUCGUGGGGCCCUGUGGCGGCUAUGGUGUCGUGGCGGUGCACCGACGGCCUUUACGUGGUACACCACGCCUCGCGCGUGCACGUCUUGCGGCGGCUUCUGAAUGAGGCGCAGUUCUAUGGACUGCCUCUUUUUUUGAGGUCUAUUCGUGCGAUGGCGGGCAGCCACGCCGGCAGCGGUUUCACGUCGACGGCAAGGGAGGGAGGGUGGCAGCGCGCGGCUCUACUUCAGCGAGCACAGAGCCUCUACGCAGAUCAGUUCUUCCUCACCCCUGACGGCCUUGACCCGGAUCUCUUUUUCCAGCCGGACCCGAUGCAGGCGCAGCUGGUGCAGGAGGAGCUCGUCGCGCUCCAGCGCACGCACUGCGCCUUCUGCCUUGUUGUCGGGGAGGCGGACGAGGUGCUAACGCUCGUGCAACUGCACAUGCGGCACGUCGGCGGCGUGUGGCAGCACUGGGUACAGAAAGAAGAGGAGGAGUCGCUGUCAGGGGUAAAGGCUGAGCCGCUGGAUGACCGAGAUCCAACCGACGUGGAUGGGGCAGCGACCGCGCUCAGUAGCGAGGAUGCGGACAACAGUGGCAUCGCGAGCGCCAACGGACCCGGGCCUGCUGUGCCUCGUCCUCGUGUUCCGACGGACCCGCUACGCCGCUACGCCAUUCGCACUGUGGACGCCGCGCGGCGUCAUCAGCGGCCCGAAGCGUCGUCUGCUGGCCCUACCGCUGCGACGCCCCUACCCUUCAGCCACGUGCAGUGGAUCGAGCACGGCAGUGCUAAUCAUUGGUCGCCGAAUGCGCACUACUACGGUCUUGCGUAUAUGGUGGUGCUGGAGACGGAAGAGGAGUGGGCAACGGAAGAUGGCGGCCGGCUCGCGACGGAAGGACUGCUGCCGGAGUCGGCCAUCGUGAUGAAUGCGGAGACCAAUACCGCCGCGCUGCGCGAGGCGCGGGCGCCGGCGUACUGCGUGAAUGCAAUCCUCGAGCUGUGGCGCACUUAG